Rosa rugosa (rugosa rose) is the source of this 666-nucleotide messenger RNA. RefSeq names its product F-box/LRR-repeat protein At3g59210-like. Gene Ontology annotation, molecular function: protein binding. Lineage: Eukaryota; Viridiplantae; Streptophyta; Magnoliopsida; Rosales; Rosaceae. Bases 1 to 666 code for a protein of 221 amino acids. The record is from RefSeq and is a predicted model, not a curated record. The transcript has a single exon.
AUGGCCGAUGCCAGCGAGUUACCAGAGAUUCCAAUCUGCCAAAUCUUCCAAUCGCUUUCCACUAAGUUUGCAGUCCGGGCCAGCAUUCUUUCAAAGCAAUGGGAACGUGUCUGGCCAUUAGUCCCGGUAUUAGAUUUUGACGAGGACGAGAAGGUACACAAUGGUCACAAUGCCAGCCCUUGUCGACACAGAAAGUUCCUGGAGUUUGUAACACUGUGUUUGAGGCGUCGCGAAGAAGAUAAGUUGUUACAUAAAUUCCGGCUUUGCAUGGAGUACUGUUAUUACUGUAAAGACUGUGGAGAGCUCGUGGAUAAGUGUUUGAGUUUUGCUCUUGACAGAAAUGUUAAAGAGUUGCAUGUUGCUAAAUCAGGCUACUUCUUAUCACAUAAGGUUCUGAAUGCUGAAUAUUUAGCUGUUUUAAGUUUGGAUUCUAUUGAAAUAAGGGAUGAUGAUAUUGUAACUCUUCCGUCUUUGAAAUCUUUGUCUCUAAUUUGUAUAAGUUUUGGUGGCUUGGGAUUCCUCCACCUUAUGGCAGGCUGUCCUUCCCUCGAGAAUUUGUCAGUGGUUAAAUGUAGAGGCUUCGAUGAAAGAAUUGAAGUUUCAAGUUCGAGCUUCAAAUCCUUAAAAGUUAAAAGUUUUCAACUCGGGUGUUGCACUCCAACUUGA